Beta vulgaris subsp. vulgaris (sugar beet) is the source of this 1591-nucleotide messenger RNA. Its product is annotated as polyadenylate-binding protein RBP45. The transcript is spliced from 7 exons. Gene Ontology annotation, cellular component: cytosol. The record is from RefSeq and is a predicted model, not a curated record. The coding region runs from base 91 to 1335 and encodes 414 amino acids. Gene Ontology annotation, molecular function: mRNA binding. NCBI's taxonomy places the organism in Eukaryota, Viridiplantae, Streptophyta, Magnoliopsida, Caryophyllales, Amaranthaceae.
CUCUCAUCUCAUAUUUUCUCCCUCCUUCCCUCAAAUAUCUAAUUUUCUCUCUCCUAGGGUUUUUCUCUCUCCUCAAAUCAACGUCAAACAAUGAUGCAACCAGGACAACAACCAGGCAUGGUUGCUCCACAACCUCCAUCAAUGGCGGCGCAACCUCCUAUGGAUCAACACUACCAUCAACAAUAUCAACAACAGCAACAACAACAACAACAGCAGCCAUGGAUGGCUCAACAACAGCAGCAACAAGCACCACAACAGGUGUGGGCUCAACAACCUGCGCAACAGUAUCAGCAACAACCGCAACAACAACCGCCUGCUAACGCUGAUGAGAUUCGUACUCUUUGGAUUGGAGAUCUGCAGUAUUGGAUGGACGAGAAUUAUAUUCGUACUUGUUUCGCUCAAUCCGGCGAGCUUGUUAAUGUUAAAAUCAUCCGUAAUAAGCAAACCAUGCAGUCAGAGUGCUAUGGAUUUAUUGAGUUUUCCACCCAUGCUGCUGCUGAAAGGAUUUUGCAGACUUACAAUAACACCUUGAUGCCAAAUGUUGAGCAAAACUACAGACUGAAUUGGGCUUUCUAUGGAUCUGGUGAGAAGCGUGGAGAGGAUGCUUCUGAUUAUACAAUUUUUGUUGGGGAUUUAGCUCCAGAUGUUACUGAUUACACAUUGCAAGAGACAUUUAGAGUUCGCUAUCCAUCUGUAAAAGGUGCUAAGGUUGUGAUAGAUAGACUGACAAGUAGAUCAAAGGGUUAUGGAUUUGUUCGUUUCGGAGAUGAAAGUGAACAAGCACGUGCCAUGUCAGAGAUGAAUGGAAUGAUGUGCUUAGGCCGUGCAAUGCGUAUUGGAGCAGCUGCAAACAAGAAAAGUGUUGGCGGAACAGCUUCAUAUCAGAAUAAUCAGGGAACUCCAAAUGACAGUGAUCCGAGUAACACUACUAUAUUUGUUGGCAAUUUGGAUUCUAAUGUGACUGAUGAACAUUUGAGACAAACAUUUAGCCCUUACGGAGAAUUGGUCCAUGUAAAAAUUCCUGCGGGCAAACAGUGCGGGUUUGUUCAAUUUACUAACAGAAGUAGUGCUGAGGAAGCAUUGAGGGUAUUGAACGGAAUGCAAUUAGGCGGACGAAAUGUUAGACUUUCGUGGGGCCGUAGUCCUAACAACAGACAGUCUCAACCUGACCAGAACCAGUGGAACAAUGCUGCUUAUUAUGGUUAUCCUCAAGGAUACGACUCUUAUGGAUAUGUAUCUGCUCCUCAAGACCCAAACAUGUACUAUGGUGGCUACCCUGGUUAUGGUGGUUACGCGAUGCCUCAGCAGGCUCAGAUGCCAUUGCAACAACAGUGAUCUACCUUAUGCCAAGCAGGAGAGGUCGGUUGCCAGGGAGCUGUCAUUGUACUUGGAGGCUGAGCUUCUGGAGUUGGAUGAUUCCUCCCAGAGAUGGCAGAAUGUAGUAUAACUUGGUCAUUGUGCUGGUCGAAUUUUAUUUACUGUCUUGGGUUUUUGCUCUGUGCUGCUUUUUUGUAGCUUGCUUUUGGUGCGGCUUUUGUUAUGUUGAGAUUUAUAAUACAUGAAAUUUAUAUGCUGUUGUGAGUUUUGAUCA